AUGCAUAAUCAAUCAUUAAAUACAAACAACAAUAAAUUUCUAUAUAUAUUCGGAUUAAUAACAUUAAUUUAUAUCGCAACAACAUCUUAUAUUAUGAUAGAAACUGAAAAAAAAGAACAAGAAGAGAAAUUAAAAUUAGAACAGCAACAAAAAGAAAGAGAAAAAGAAAAGCAAGUGAAAAUAGAAGAGAAGGAACAAAAAGAAGAAAAAAAAGAAUUUAAUAAACCAAAACAAAUGAAUUCAAAAGAAGAUGUUGAAUUUAAAGAUGAAAAUAAUAGUGAUAAUCAAGAGGUAAUAAAUAAUGAAAAUCAUGACACUGAAGAAAACGGCGAAGAAGGAGGUGAAAGCGAGGAAUGUGAUCAAGAAGAAAAUGGCAUUGAAGAAGAUGAGGAAGAGUACGAGGGUGAGGAGGAAAGUAUUGAACAAUUCAGUAUGUUUGGUGUUUCAAUCGAAAAAUUAAUGGAGUUUCAACAGCAAGAAGAUGCAGAAAAUGGUGAGGAUAUAGAUGAACAAGAUGAAUCAAAUAGAGUACCAAUUGUGUUAAGUUUUAUGUUGGAUAGAAUUAAAAAUUUAAAUGGUUUUGAAACAGAGGGAUUGUUCAGAGUUAAUGGUAAUUUAAAAUUAGUAGAACAAUUAGCAACGGAAGGAUUCGACCCAUUUAGUGAUGAUUUGGAUACCAAUGUUCAUACAUGGGCAUCACUAUUAAAGAAAUGGAUUAGAGACUUACCAGAGCCAAUAAUACCUUCAGAAUUAAAUCAAACCAUUAUGGAAAUAUGUAAUAAUAAAAAUUUUAAUAUAAAUAGUUGUAAUAGUAGCAUUAGCAGUAGUAAUAGUUGUGAAAUAGAAAAAAUUGAAGAAACAAUAAGGAGUAUUUUAGAAAUGGUAAAACCAGAUGAACAUAAAUUUGUAUUAUAUAGAAUAGGUUUAUUUUUUGGUGAAAUGUUACAAGAUGAAAAUGUUCAAAAAACCAAAAUAACAAUUGAAAAUUUAUCUAAAAUUAUAACACCAUCUUUGUUCAAACCAAUUGAUUUAGAAAAUGGAAGCGGAAAUAAUCAAUUACCAAAAUUUGCAUCUGCUUUGGAUUUUUCAAAUAUAAUGUCAAAGCAAAAAAAAGAAAUCGAAUUUGUACAAUUACUUUUAAUUUAUUUUAAAUAUGAAUAUUUCAGAAAUUUACAACUCGAAAAAGAAUUUAAAAAUAGUAAUAUAAAUGAUGAAGAAAUUGGAGAUCAAGAAGAAGAAGAGGAAGAUGAAGAAGAUCAAAAAGAAUAAAUUAAAAAAUAAAUUAAAAUAAAAUAGUAAUAAAAAAUAAAAUAGUUUUAC
Molecule: messenger RNA, 1320 nt
Organism: Dictyostelium purpureum
Lineage: Eukaryota; Evosea; Eumycetozoa; Dictyosteliales; Dictyosteliaceae
Exons: 2
Coding region: 1-1269 (422 amino acids)
Biological process (GO): signal transduction
Cellular component (GO): cytoplasm
Molecular function (GO): GTPase activator activity
Source: RefSeq, a predicted model, not a curated record